AUGAGCAGGAAGCAACAGUUAACCAAUCAGCUGCCUGAGAAUAAACGCCCAUUUGUGCAGGGGUUGGCUCAGUGGAAGGGUGUUGACAGAUACUGUCCGCGCGACGGGGAAACGACGAGACAGAAAAAAAUAGAGAAGACUGCCUUCCCCUGCGGAGAGAGAGAGGAAAUCGCUCAGAUGGCAGCCAUCGGUGGAGUCGCGAAGGUGGCAAGGCUGAGCGAGACUAAUGCCGGACAGAAGCUCCCGCGGUUCGAUGUUUCAACACAGUAA
Dibothriocephalus latus is the source of this 270-nucleotide messenger RNA. NCBI's taxonomy places the organism in Eukaryota, Metazoa, Platyhelminthes, Cestoda, Diphyllobothriidea, Diphyllobothriidae. The record is from the annotation of a GenBank genome assembly.